CCAGGAUGGCCCAAAGAUACCGGAAGUGCUUUGGCGCAAUCUGGGGCACAUCUUGAUCUGUGUGGUUUCUCAUCUGCUGAGCUUUGGUUGACUUUUCUGAUGAAGAAGGUUACGUGUUAUAAAAUUGACAGCCGUUGCCCCUGCUCCCCACGUUACCGAGGACAUUGGUGUGACAGUGAUUGCAUGCUGAAGAAUUAUGGAAAGAACUGCGGAAAGCGCUGCGAUUGUGAUGUUGAUCACGUGUGCCAUCACGUGACUGGUACUUGUUAUCUAACGCGUGUGGGAAGGUUUCAAAUCGUCAUCAAGGAAAACUUCACAAAUUUCGAUGAGAUGGUACGGCGAAAACAGUUGAAACUCAAUGUUGCCGUUUUGAUAGCCAAAUACAAUAACAUGUAUGAGGAACUACGUCAUCUCUCGAGACGAAGGAUUCCGGUCACGUCAAUUCAUGGAAAUAUAAGCAUCGUCUGCACACAGAUAACGGAAACAAUUCAUCCUGCAACUAGGCACGACUUUCUUGCACGUAUUUUAGAUCUCAAACCCGGAUUGACAUCGGAUGGCUCUGAAGAAGUUGUCGCAAUUAAUGUGGUGAUGUUCGAUGGCGAGAUCCUACUUAACGGUAUAAAAAUGGUGGUGUGCUGAGGUUGAGGUAUAUGCUCGAGGUAUAAUAAGACUUUUGGUUUAAUAUUUGUGAGUAAUAUACGUAUUUGAAUGUUUUUAUGCAGUGCGGUGUUUGAAAUUAAAUGAAGAUAUGAUCUUCGCA
Xenia sp. Carnegie-2017 is the source of this 760-nucleotide messenger RNA. RefSeq lists its product as uncharacterized. The record is from RefSeq and is a predicted model, not a curated record. The coding region runs from base 100 to 639 and encodes 179 amino acids. The transcript has 4 exons. NCBI's taxonomy places the organism in Eukaryota, Metazoa, Cnidaria, Anthozoa, Malacalcyonacea, Xeniidae.